Messenger RNA from Amborella trichopoda, 7624 nucleotides. RefSeq names its product transcription regulatory protein SNF2 (gene BRM). Gene Ontology annotation, molecular function: protein binding; ATP binding. The record is from RefSeq and is a predicted model, not a curated record. Gene Ontology annotation, biological process: regulation of DNA-templated transcription. NCBI's taxonomy places the organism in Eukaryota, Viridiplantae, Streptophyta, Magnoliopsida, Amborellales, Amborellaceae. Gene Ontology annotation, cellular component: nucleus.
UAAAACCCAAAAACCAUUUUUAAAGCGGUUUUCAUCGUGCGAAAGCUGAAGAAGUUGACUGGAACAGGGGGGUAAAAGCGGUUUUAGGGUUAGGGUUUAGAUAAAAUAGUGGGAGGAUAAAUCGAUAUGUCUUUGGAUUUUCAAUGCCGAAACCGCUUAUGGAUCUGAUUUCGUGGUUUUAAAAAACCAGAAAGCCACCAAUUUUCUGCCUCGAAAACAGUCGUGAAGGCUCAAAACCGCUCUUCUGGCUGCUAAUGCCGGUUUUUGUGGAGGUGGAAGGCGGUUUUGGUAAAGAUCCGUUGAGUGGAGAGAGAAAGUACUGAUUUUGAGAGAGAAAGAGAGGGAGGGGGCCUGCUAGAGAGUGAGAGUGAGGACGUGUAAUGGGUGGAUAAGGCGGAUUUAAAGAGUUUUGCUAAUAAUUUUGCCCUUUUUUUUGGUUUUUGUUUCUUUCUCUCUCUAUCUCUACUUUCUCGCUCGUGUUUCUCUCUCUAUAAAUUUGGAUGCAGCCUAGUCAGCAGCAUCAGGGCGGCCGUAAUCUGGCGCCAUGCCGCUCUUCUUCUUCUUCACCAUCGCCUUCUUCUUCUUCUUCCGCCGUCUCUGCUACUCAUUUAGGAUUGGAUGCUCUGCAAUUUCAGCAGCAACAACAGCCGCAACAAAUUGUUCUUCGUCAGUCACUACAACAGCAGCUUAGAAAACCGGAAGAUGAGGCCACCCUUCUAGCUUAUCAGGCAGGUGGGCUCCAUGGAGCGUUGGGUGGAAGCAGCUUUUCCUCAUCUUCUGCUCCAAUGGAUUUCUCCCAACAACAAAGGAAAUUUGUGGAUGCAUCUCAGCAUCAAGGUGCCUCCCAGGCCCGCGACGAUAGCCAGUUCAAAGGUCAACUAUUGGAACAGAACCUGCCCAACCAGAUUUAUCCAGCUUAUCUCCAAUAUGUUGCUUUCCAGGCUGCUCAGCAAAAGGCCCAUGGAAAUAUGCAGUCGCAACAAAAUAAAUCAGGUGCUGUUGGUCUCUCUGGUAAGGAGCAAGAAAUGCGUGCGAACAAUUUGAAAAUGCAAGAGCUCAUGUCUAUUCAGGCUGCCAACCAAACACAUGCAUCGACAUUUAAGAAGCCAGUUGAGCAUUUUGCUCAUAGUGAUAAUAAGCAGAUGGAGCAUGGUCAGCCAAGUUCUGACCAGAGGAAUGAUUUUAAGCCCCCCCAACCUGUAAUUGGACAGUUGGGAAACAUUGUAAGACCAGUGCAAGGACCAACAUCUCAACCCAACGUGCAAAACAUGGCAAACAACCAGCUUGUCAUGAUGCAGGCUAUGCAGGCUUGGGCAUUGGAGCAUAAUAUUGAUCUUUCGGCUCCGGGCAAUGCCCAUCUUAUCACUCAGUUGUUACCACUCUGGCAAUCUAAGUUGGCUCCCUCACAGAAGCCGAAGGAAAGCAACAGUGCCCAACAUCCGUCACGCUUGGCUUCUUCAAAGCAGCAAGUUGGGUCAUCUUCACAUGAUUAUUCAAAUGUUGGUAGUGAAAACUCAAAUUCAGCCCAUGGGAAUUCUUUGACUGAAGCAUCUGGUUUGGUGGGCUCGUCUUCGAAAACGAGGCAUUCACUUCCUUUAGGGCCUUUUCCGUCUGGUGGGGUUAAUGCUAAUAACAUUCAAAUGCAGCAGGCCUCUGGUCAAGGGCAACAGAAUCAAGUAGAGAGGAAUACCAGGCAUCCAUCUGGUGUUGGAAGUGGCUUGCAGGGCAUGCAUCCACCUCAGUCGAGUGCAAAUAUGGGUCAAAACACAGAGCAGGCACUCCCUAAGGCCUCAUUUGCAGCUCCUGAACCCGUACAAAUGCAGUAUUACAGACAGUCGCAGCAGUUGAAUCGCAAUUCCUCUCAGCCCUCAGUUUCAAAUGAGGGUUUGAAUGCUCAAUUUCAUCCGCAGGUUGCACCCCUAGCUCCUCAGCAGCGAUUUGGGUUCACAAAGGACCAACUCCAUGUUUUGAAAGCCCAAAUACUUGCAUUCAGGCGUUUGAAGCGUGGGGAAGGUCAUCUACCUCAAGAAGUUCUUCAGUCAAUUGCUCCACCGCCGCUAAAUCCACAGCAGGUUGUGCGUAUUUCCCCAUUAGGUGCACAGGAGAGGAGCACAGGAAGGAGUGUAGAGGAGCAUCCAAAACAUGUGGAGACCAAUGACAAGGCUCCACAUAUUAUGACUUCAACCAAAGGCCAGGGUCUGAUGAAAGAGGAAUCCUCAGUCAUGGAAGAAAAAAUGCCCAUGAGGACUGCUUUGCCAGGAAUUACUAGUGGAACAGCUAAGGACUCGAUGGAGAAUGGGUCUGUGACAAAAGAAGAGCAAAGCAGUGCCGCUCGUGUUAAAUCUGAGCACGAAUUCGAACAUGGAAGCCAGAGAGUCUCGGUUAAAGGUGAGUUACCUACUGAUAGAGGAAGGCUUAUCCAAUCACAAAGUGUCCCUUCUGAUGCUUCACAAGUUAAGAAGCUCGCCUCUGCUGGUACUACACCGAUACCCAAGGAUGCUAAUGCUCCUAGAAAAUACUAUGGACCACUAUUUGACUUCCCUUUCUUUAGUAAGAAGCAUGAAGCCAUUCCCUCGCCCAUACUUGGAAACAACAUGGGUCCAUUAUCCAUGGGUUAUGAUGUAAAGGAUAUACUGCUUGAGGAGGGGGUUGACGUGCUUAAGAAGAAAAGAACUGAGAAUAUGAAAAAAAUUGAGUGUUUACUUGCUGUAAAUUUAGAAAGGAAACGCAUACGACCCGAUCUGGUUCUGAAAUUACAAAUUGAAGAAAGAAAGCUUCGUCUUUUGGAUCUUCAGGCACGCGUAAGGGACGAAGUUGACCAGCAACAGCAGGAGAUAAUGGCGAUGGGUGACCGGCCAUAUCGAAAGUUUAUGCGUCAGUGUGAACGCCAGCGACUGGAGCUUGCUAGGCAAGUGCAAAUUUCGCAAAAGGUCAUAAGAGAAAAGCAACUGAAAUCUGUUUUUCAGUGGCGCAAAAAGCUUCUCGAGGCUCACUGGGCUAUACGGGAUGCACGGACUGCUCGAAAUAGGGGAGUUGCUAAGUAUCACGAAAGAAUGUUAAAGGAAUUCUCAAAGAGAAAAGAUUGGGAUCGGAAUAAGAGAAUGGAAGCUUUGAAAAACAAUGAUGUUGAUAGAUACAGAGAGAUGUUAUUGGAACAACAGACAAACAUACCUGGGGAUGCUGCACAAAGAUAUGCUGUUCUAUCAUCAUUUUUGUCUCAGACUGAAGAUUAUCUUCAUAAGCUGGGGGGUAAAAUUACAGCUGUUAAGAAUAACCAAGAGGUGGAAGAGGCAGCACUUGCUGCUGCUGCAGCUGCCCGAUCUCAUGGUCUCUCAGAGGAAGAAGUCAAGGCAGCAGCAGCUUGUGCUGGUGAGGAAGUGAUGAUAAGGAAUAGGUUCUCUGAAAUGAAUGCUCCAAGGGACAGCUCAUCUGUUAACAAGUAUUAUAACUUGGCACAUGCUGUGAAUGAGCGGGUCAUAAGGCAGCCCUCCAUGCUGCGGGCUGGAACUCUCCGUGACUAUCAGCUUGUUGGGUUGCAGUGGAUGCUUUCUUUAUAUAACAAUAAAUUAAAUGGGAUUCUAGCUGAUGAGAUGGGUCUUGGCAAGACUGUACAGGUUAUGGCAUUGAUGGCUUAUUUGAUGGAGUUCAAGGGGAACUAUGGGCCUCAUCUUAUAAUAGUUCCUAAUGCUGUUUUGGUGAAUUGGAAGAGUGAGCUUCACAGUUGGUUGCCUUCAGUAUCUUGCAUUUAUUAUGUUGGUGGGAAAGAACAACGGAUGAAGUUGUAUACCCAGGAGGUGUGUGCAAUGAAAUUUAAUGCACUUAUCACGACUUAUGAAUUCAUAAUGCGCGACCGUUCAAAACUUUCAAAAAUUGAUUGGAAGUAUGUCAUAAUCGAUGAAGCUCAGCGUAUGAAAGAUAGAGAAUCACGCUUGGCUCGUGAUCUUGAUAGGUUCCGUUGCCAGAGGAGGCUUCUUUUAACUGGGACACCCUUACAGAAUGAUUUGCAAGAGCUGUGGUCACUACUAAACUUGCUUCUUCCAGAAGUAUUUGAUAACUGCAAAGCAUUUCACGACUGGUUUGCAAAGCCUUUCCAAAAAGAUAACCCUUCUUCACAAAAUGCAGAGGAUGAUUGGCUCGAGACUGAGAAGAAGGUGAUUAUCAUUCAUCGGCUUCAUCAAAUCUUAGAGCCUUUCAUGCUUCGGCGACGUGUUGAAGAUGUGGAAGGCUCACUUCCACCAAAGGUUUCAAUUGUUUUGAGGUGUAAAAUGUCUGCUGUUCAAGGUGCCAUAUAUGACUGGGUUAAAGCCACUGGUAGCAUCCGGCUUGAGCCUCAGGCUGAGUUAAAGAGGGUUGCUGGGAAUCCCAAUCGCCAAGUUAGGGCAUACGUGCCAUUGCAGAACAGAUGUAUGGAACUGCGCAAAGUUUGCAAUCACCCCCUGCUUAACUAUCCAUACUUGGCUGGAUAUUCAAAAGAGUAUAUUGUGAGAUCUUGUGGGAAGCUCUGGAUCCUUGAUAGGAUUCUCAUCAAGCUCCACAGAACAGGGCAUCGGGUGCUGCUUUUUAGCACUAUGACAAAGCUUCUUGAUAUCUUAGAAGAGUACCUCCAAUGGAGGGGGCUUGUUUAUAGGCGAAUCGAUGGCACGACGAGUCUCGAAGAUAGAGAGUCUGCCAUUGUGGAGUUCAAUAGCCCUGGUUCGAGGUGUUUUAUCUUUCUGCUCAGUAUUCGUGCGGCUGGUCGAGGCUUGAAUCUUCAAUCUGCAGACACUGUAGUAAUUUAUGACCCUGAUCCAAAUCCCAAAAAUGAGGAGCAAGCAGUGGCCAGAGCUCAUCGGAUAGGGCAGAAGCGGGCGGUAAAAGUUAUAUAUAUGGAAGCAGUUGCAGAUACAAUAUCAAGCUAUCAGAAAGAAGAUGAAUUGAGAAAUGGGGGAACAGUUGAUUUGGAGGAUGAGCUUGCUGGUAAAGACCGAUAUAUGGGUUCCAUUGAAAGUCUUGUCCGAAAUAAUAUUCAGCAAUACAAGAUUGAUAUGGCUGAUGAGGUCAUAAAUGCUGGCCGUUUUGAUCAAAGGACAACUCAGGAAGAACGGCGCAUGACUUUGGAGACACUAUUACAUGAUGAGGAAAGGUACCAAGAAACUGUUCAUGAUGUUCCUUCCCUGCAAGAGGUAAAUCGAAUGAUUGCAAGAAGUGAAGAAGAAGUUGAAUUGUUUGAUCAAAUGGAUGAAGAAUUGGACUGGACAGAGGAAAUGAUACGGUAUGAUGAAAUUCCUAAGUGGCUCCGAGCUGGGUCUAGAGAAGUUAAUGCUGCUGUAUCUGCUUUGUCUAAGAAGGCAUCUAAAAGUGGACUGAUUGGCCAUAUUGGGUUAUAUUCUGAGGAGGAAAAAUUAGCCGCUGCAUCUCCUAGUAAAAUUGAGAAGAAAAGGGGUCGCCCAAAGGGCUCGUCUACUAUAAAAAAGCUCUCAACGUCUCAGGAUUUGGACACUGGGAUGAGUAAUGGAGAGAUUGGGGAAGAUGUGGAAGCGAGUUCAGAUGAAAGGGCGUCUUUCAUGCAGGAAGAAGAGGGAGAAAUUGGGGACUAUGAGGAUGAGGGGUUCGACCGAUCUGGUUCUGCAAUACCUUACAAUAAGGAUCCAUCUGAGGAGGAGGGACAAAAUGAAAGUAGCAGAGGUGGUUAUGGGUUUUCCAAGUCAAUGGAUGUGACCAGGAAUGAAGAAGGUAUGGAGGAGGGUGUCUCUUCUGGAUCUUCUUCUGAAAAUCGCAGGGUAAAUGGAGUUGCAACCUCCACAUUAACUUCUCAGAAGUUUGGGUCCCUAUCCGCGUUGGAUGCUAGACCUGGUUCAGUUUCAAAAAGGAUGCAGUCAGAGGAGUUAGAGGAAGGAGAAAUUGUAGCAUCCGGUGAUUCCCAUAUGGAUCUUCAACAGUCUGGAAGUUGGAUUCAUGAACGUGAUGAUGGUGAAGAUGAGCAGGUUUUGCAGCCAAAAAUUAAAAGGAAGCGUAGUAUUCGCAUUCGUAGAUCUACUUCUGAAAAGACGGAGGAUAGGUAUAGCAAUGAAAAGGUUUCCCACCAGCAUGGAAAUUCAAAUCAAUUUGCAAAUAAAGUGUCUGUUGAUUAUGGGAUGCAACAGAGGCAAACUUUAGAACUUGAAACAUACACAGAACCAGUAUCCGGUAGGCAAGACCCCAGUGACCCAAGUUCUAGACAAAGGCGAAAUCUUCCUCCAAGACGAGGAACUGAUUCUCCAAAAUUGCAUGGCACGCCAAAACAGAGCAGAGUAAAUGAGUUGCUUGAGCAUGUGGGUGAUGGCAUAGAAUAUUCAAGAGAAAGUUCCGAUAGUAAAUCUCUACGUAUGACUGGUCCUGUCUUUGGCUCUGGACAGACAUCUGAUAAUUUAAGGAAAAAGUGCAAGCAUGUGCUCAGCAAGCUUCAAAGGGCCAUAGAUAAAGAUGGGCAUCAACUAGUACCAAUAUUAACUGAUUUUUGGAAGAGAAGCGAGAAUGCUGGAGGCGUGAGAGGCAUAAAUAUGGGUAAUAAUCCAUUGGAUUUACGAGCCAUCGAUCAGCGGGUUGAUAGAGGGGACUAUAGUAGCGGGACCGACUUAGCAGCUGACAUACAGUUAAUGUUGAAAAAUGCCACCCAUUAUUGCGGGUAUUCAGCUGAGGUUCGCUCUGAUGCCAGGAAGCUGCAAUCCCUAGCAUUCGAAUGCCUGAAGGUUGUGUUUCCUGAAACUGAUUUGCGAGAGGCGAAAACCCUAGGUUCAUUCACGGGGCCCACAUCGACCCUGUCCCCGAGAAACCCAAGCCAAAAUAACCGACCAUUCAAACCAGUCGAUGACUCUGACCAGGACCAUGUGGACCUGGUCCCCACCACUCGCCAUCAUCGUGGGUCCCACCCCUCUGAAGAUGGGCCCAAGGACCCUCGGUCCCAUCCAUCUAGGCCCAAUGAGCCAAGGGGCCCACGUGAUGAUGUGGCAUCACUGACGCAUCCGGGCGACCUUGUUAUAUGCAAGAAGAAGAGGAAAGAUAGGGAUAAGGGGGCUGUUAAGGUGCGUGGGGUGCAGGACACUUGUCAACCAUUGAUGGGGCAAGCGGUAAGGGAGAAUACCAUGUCCCAGAAUCAGAGGCAGCCACAUGGAUGGCUCCAAUUGGGUAACAAGGCUGGUGGCGGGACAAGCAGUGGUGGGGUGAAUGAGUUACAGUGGGCAAAACCUGUAAAGAGAUUGAGGACAGAUACUGGUAAAAGGAGGCCAAGCCAUAUUUGAUUUGAUGUGUAUAUAUGAUGAUAAUUUGGGCUCAAUUUUACUCUUUUUAUUUGGUGCCUUUCAAUAUCUUCAUUUUCAUUUUCUGGGCAUUUUUUAAUUUUUCUUUUGUAUGGGGUUCACAUUUCUCAGAUGUAAUUGUAGUUCAGGUAUGAUAAUGGGUUAUGGCGGUAGCUACAUGUGCAUAAAAUCUAAUGUAUUCCCAUAAGGUUCGUUUCAGUCUUGUGAGAUUUCUUCUCACUCGUAAGCAAGCAGUCUUCUUUGUGCUUUUACAGUUAUAAGAAAAGGAAGUCCUGUGAGAUUUCUUCUCACUCACAAUUUUACUGUUGUAAGAAAAGGAAAUAAAAUUCCAGUGGUAGAUCUCAUUUACA